UUAUGAAGCGAUCCGUUAGAAAUGGCGCACGAGGUUGUCGCCAAGCAUAUACAAAUAAGGUAAAAUAUGACCCGAAUAAGUAUAAACUAGAAAAAGAAAAAGUACCAGAGUGCAUCCUUAUUUCAAUGACAAAGCUUUGUUGUCGUCGGUGCUGUGAAAUAAUUCAGUGGAAAGCUGAUUACGGAAAGUAUAGACCCUUAGAACGUGCACGAAAGUGCAAUUUGUGCGGAAAGAAGUCUGUAGUACUAGCAUAUCACCAUAUUUGUCACGAAUGUGCAUGUUCCGAACGACUUUGUUCCAAGUGCCAAAGAAAUCCACAAGAUAAUAGUGUGUAUCAAGAUAAAAGAGACUUUCCUGAUGAUUCUGACUGCUCCUUUCAACAAGAGUUAUCCCUGGAUGAUGAUAACAAGUACUCUUUCUUGAAGGAGUCCGAGUAUGAGGAGCUGAAAUACUUAAAGGGACUUGAUGUCCGUUUAUUAGAGCAAGAUAUAAUUCGAAGGGAGUAUAAUAAAGAAGUAAAUGAGGCUAGGAAGUCAAAUGAAUACAAGAGAACAGUUCCCAAGAAUGAAUCUUGGCCCAAAACAAAUAAAGAAAGUAGCUGCAGCUCAAGUAAUGAUGAAUUUUUAUAAGAAUGCUAAUAUUCCUUUUACGAAUAAUUGAUAAAUCCUUCAAGUAAAUAUAUAAAAUGUGUUGAUUCUAUUAGUUUCUAAAA
Phytomonas sp. Hart1 is the source of this 712-nucleotide messenger RNA. The record is from the annotation of a GenBank genome assembly. NCBI's taxonomy places the organism in Eukaryota, Euglenozoa, Kinetoplastea, Trypanosomatida, Trypanosomatidae.